AUGGCGUCGCCAGCGAUGCUGCCGUCGUUACCAGACGACUUGAUCUCCGAAAUACUCUCAUGGGUGCCGGUGAAGCCCGCGUGCAGGUUCUGCUGCGUGUCCAGGGGGUGGCACGCCCUCAUCUCCGGGCCGGCGUUCCUCGCCACGCAUAGGUCCCGCACCGACCCGCAGCUUCUCCUCCUCGCCGCCAGCUACCACAAAAAGGAAGACCGCAGGAUAAGUGGCGACCUACAGUUGGUGGACGUGAAUGGUGAAGUCGUGCGAGUGAACAAGAGCGUAGGCGCCUUUUGGACCAUCUGCUAUGGUUGUGACGACGCCCUAGUCUGUGUCACCUUCGAUUUCCUCGAGGCCUCGGACUUUUUUGUGGCCAAAGUGAUCAAUCCGGCGACCGGAAGUGUGCUCAUGACAGCCACGGAGUUGGAUGAUGGAGCAUCCUCUGACGUCUAUGUCGGGGCCUUCAAGGUCGGUUGUGCGGCCCCGUCUGGCGCAUACAAGAUGGUACGCCUCAUGGGCAACAAUCCUCACCAGCCUUGGAAAGUUCUCACCUUGGGAGAUGGUGCCAAGUGGAGGCAGGUGGGGUUUCCCGCAGCCACGCAGUCUACCAUAUAUGACCGGGGAUCUGUGGUCACAAUCACCGGUGUCAUGCACUUUCUUUACGCAUCGGUAACAUCGUGCGAGGACUAUAUAUUCUUCCUUGAUCUCGAGAGUGAGAAAUGGAUGGCGACGCUCAAAGGCCCAACAAGUGAUGAGAUACAAAUGGAUGUAUUCAUAAAAUAUCUUGUUUGA
This is a messenger RNA of Triticum turgidum subsp. durum (durum wheat), 786 nucleotides long. The record is from the annotation of a GenBank genome assembly. NCBI's taxonomy places the organism in Eukaryota, Viridiplantae, Streptophyta, Magnoliopsida, Poales, Poaceae.